Molecule: messenger RNA, 1428 nt
Organism: Diospyros lotus (date-plum)
Lineage: Eukaryota; Viridiplantae; Streptophyta; Magnoliopsida; Ericales; Ebenaceae
Exons: 5
Coding region: 303-1130 (275 amino acids)
Biological process (GO): mRNA splicing, via spliceosome
Cellular component (GO): U12-type spliceosomal complex
Molecular function (GO): protein binding
Source: RefSeq, a predicted model, not a curated record
AAAGACAGAAGAGCGGAAGAGAGUGAAAGGAGAAGAUCGUUUCUCUCUCUCUCUCUCUCUCCCUCUCUCUCUCUCUCUCUCUAUAUAUAUAUAUAUUUAUGUUUCUCUGUGAAAAUCGAAAUCCAAAGACCGCGACAGAAGCAGCAACAAGCGGAACGAAGCAAUUUCACUUUUGGAUGAAACGAGAAACUGAAAGUUCAUUAUGCGUAUAGCGUUGAAUCGAGAAUCUCCAUGAGCAAACCUUGUUAUUCAAUCACACAACAAGGGGGUCCUCCAUGUGCGAGACAUAGUCUCAUUCCAUUAUGCAGGUGUUCACCUUCGACAACGGCGACAUUCUCCCCCGCCUCUCCCUCGAAGCUCAGAGCCGCCGCAACUGCAACCGCAGCCUCUUCCGCCCCUCUCCGCCGUGCUGCGGACUCCCAAUCUCCGCUAUUUCGCACCUUGAUGGCCUCCCCAGAACGAGCUUCGCCUGCGACCAGCUCCCUCAGUAUCGAUUCCGUCUCACCAUUCGCAAACUCGAUGGUUGCUCCUUCCAGAUUGAGGUCGAGAAGACGGCCACGGUGGCCGGGCUGAAGGAGGCGGUGGAGGCCGUCUUCGGUCACAUGCCUAGGAAUGGACCUGGAAAGAUUUCAUGGUCACACGUGUGGGGACAUUUUUGCCUGUGCUACGACGGUUGGAAGCUACUUGCUGAUAGUGAACCUAUCAAGAAUUACGGGAUCACCGAUGGAGAUCAGCUUCAUUUUGAUCGUCAUGUAUCCAUCAGAUACAAUCUAGUAAAGAGGAGAUCAAAAGCUAAUAAGUUGCUUGCCUUGGAACAAUCCGUGAUACUGAAUAUCUAUGUGGAGAAGCUACAGAGCCCCGAAAUGGAUGGCGACUCUGAUGAUCAAGAGAAAUCGCUGGACCAGCAUUACGAGGACAAAGACACGACAAGCUAUGAACUGAAGCUGGCUCAGUUGUUCGGAGGAUGGUUCUCAUAUAACAGCAGCCUGGGAGGUUCCGGGAGAGCUGAUGGCUAUUCUUUCCCUUCACCAUUGGCAGAUGGUUUCCUGGUGGGUUUCAUAAGCCUUUUAAGGCUUUAUAGUGAUAAGAAGAAACUUGAUUCUCAAAGAGAUCCGCUGGAAGAGGUGUAGUGUCCACAUUCAGCAUUGAAGCUGGCUGAAAUUGUUCGUGGAUUUCUGAGUCAAUAAGUAAAGUUUCUGAUCAUCAUCAAAGGCGGCACUGAAAUGAAGCUGCUCCUUCUAGAAACUUUGGUGAGGCCUUGGAGUUCUAAGGUUCUCUAGGGGCUGUUAUAUAGAGCGUCAAAGACAAAUUUUAAAGGCCAAAUUGUCCAUUAACUCAAUAGGGUUACUCACUUGGAGUUACAAUUUUAAAUAAACGCGGAAUAAGUGAGAGAUGAUAUAUAUUAUAUAUCAUCAUGUUUUUUAUAUA